This is a messenger RNA of Malassezia vespertilionis, 1221 nucleotides long. RefSeq names its product protein disulfide-isomerase. Gene Ontology annotation, cellular component: endoplasmic reticulum. The transcript has a single exon. The record is from RefSeq and is a predicted model, not a curated record. Gene Ontology annotation, biological process: protein folding. The coding region runs from base 1 to 1221 and encodes 406 amino acids. NCBI's taxonomy places the organism in Eukaryota, Fungi, Basidiomycota, Malasseziomycetes, Malasseziales, Malasseziaceae. Gene Ontology annotation, molecular function: protein disulfide isomerase activity.
AUGAUGCUGCGGGCGAGUGGUUUGAUUUGCGUGGCACUGCUGGGCGCCGUACUUGUUCACGCAUCGAAUGUGCUGGAUUUGACAAAGACGACUGCGUUCGAUGCUGUCGUAGGCAAAGAGGUCGGUGCGCUGGUUGAGUACUUUGCGCCUUGGUGCGGCCACUGCAAGAACCUCGCGCCGGAAUACGAAAAGGUGGCCGACUCAUUUGCCUCGAAAAGCAACAAGGUUGUGAUUGGAAAGGUAGAUGCUGACUCGAAUCGCGAGCUUGGUUCGCGCGCGGGCGUCAAGGGGUUCCCGACGAUUCUUUUUUACCCUGCGCAAUCCACCGACCCGGUGGAAUACCGCGGCGCCCGCACUGCCGAGGCAAUCGCCGAUUUUGUGACACAGCAAAGCAAGGUGCGCUCAAAGAUGGCACCGUCCGAGCCGUCCGCAGUGGUCGAGGUGACCGCGGACGACUUUGACGCGAUCGUCAUGGAUCCCAAGAAAGAUGUACUCGUCGAGUUUUACGCUCCUUGGUGCGGAUACUGCAAAAAGCUCGCGCCGAUUUACGAAUCUAUGGCUCAGGUCUUCCGCCGUGACAGCAACUGCGUAGUUGCCAAGAUCGAUAUGGACAAUGAGGACAACGCAGCUGUGCGCAAGCGGUUCCAGAUCAAGUCGUUCCCCACCCUGCUCUUCUUUCCCGCAGGCUCUGACGACAAAUGGCCGCGCCCUUACAUCAAGGAACGCACCGAAGAGGACUUUAUUGCUUUUAUGAACGAAAAGUGCUUUACCUUCCGCAACAAGGACGGUACACUGGGCAGCCUCGCCGGGCGUCUGCCAUCGCUUGAUGGCCUUGCUUCGCGCUUCUACCACGCCGCUGCAGACGCGCGCGAUACACUUGUCCAGGACGCGAAGCGCUUCGCCGGCGAGCUGACGGAAAAGGAGAUGUCGCCGGCCAAGGACGAAGCCGCGCGGUACUAUUUGCGCGUAAUGGAACGUGCUUCACGGGACGGUCUCGAGUACGUCAAGCGCGAGAGCGAGCGGAUCAGCAAGAUUAUUGCCAAGCACACGGCGGGCACAACGCAGCUUGCGGGCGAAAAGUUGGACCAGCUUCAGCGCAAGGCAAAUGUGCUGAGCGCAUUCCUCAACAAACGCAUUGCCGAUAGUAUUGACCGGGCCGUCAAGUCUGCCGAGGCCGAAAAGGCACAGCAGACCGCAGCGGAAACGCACGAGGAGCUCUAA